AAGACAUGGAUGAAGACUAUGAGUCGAUGGAUGAGCCAAUCAAUGAGCCAAUCGGUGUGAGGGAUGCAAUCCGUGUCCAAAAGGUCGGUAACGGUAUUGAAAGUGUCCGGCAAUAUGUGGUGACGACCCGAAAGACAGGCAAAGUGUGGCACUCGUGUCAAUGGAAGACUAGUCGCGGACCGUGUGCUUACGGAUCCAAAUGGUCCGGUGCUAUGGUUAACCACAUUCGCAGCCAUUUGGGUAUCAAACCGUUUGGUUGCGGUUAUUGUAGAAAAUCAUUUACCAUUGCAUGCAAUCUGAAGAAUCACUUGAGAAUACAUCACGGAUUGAAGGCUAAAAUUAUUUUAAAUGGCGGACGAAAGCGAAAAUUUCCCGUAGAGAAGGUUGUGGUGACCGACGAAUUGCUCGAUUCAGACGCCAAGAGUUCAUCAAAGCUGAGGGUAUUUAAGCCCAGUUUUGUGAACGGAAAGCUCGCCAACAAUGCCUACGCUGUGGAAAGGGAUGUCCCGAAGCGGACCAUCAAAAAAGUACAACGAUAUGGAAAUUUCGUCGAAGACUUGGAUGACGACGACGACGACGAGUACAACGAAGAGGCGGUCAAUGAAGACAUCGACCAUCACUUGAACGAAGAAGAGGCCGAAGAGGAGAACCGAAUGUUUUACGAAAAGACGAGCGAUGAGACCGAAGAUAACGGCGAAGACGACGACCUCUCGUCGUUCCUGACGAAGCGGAGGUAUAACAAGAAGUUA
Medioppia subpectinata is the source of this 749-nucleotide messenger RNA. The record is from the annotation of a GenBank genome assembly. Lineage: Eukaryota; Metazoa; Arthropoda; Arachnida; Sarcoptiformes; Oppiidae.